Molecule: messenger RNA, 789 nt
Organism: Colletotrichum spaethianum
Lineage: Eukaryota; Fungi; Ascomycota; Sordariomycetes; Glomerellales; Glomerellaceae
Exons: 1
Coding region: 1-789 (262 amino acids)
Source: RefSeq, a predicted model, not a curated record
AUGGAGGAGCAUAUCAAGACGUUGAUUGACGAGCUUGAAGGAGACGAAGACGUCAUGGCCAUGUUUCUCAUUCCCCGGGGCACCCGGGAUCAGAUCAUCAAGAAGCUGAAGCGCUGGCUCCGACCCCUUGGAGAUAACUAUACCCCCAAAAAGCUUCGACCAGCUGUGAUAGACAAUUUCUUGCGGUCAGAGCAGCAUGGGCAAAGCCUCUUUGGAGAGGCUAGAUGGCCCGAAGUUAAUGACAGCACCAAAGAAUUCCGUGAACUCGGUGUUCUGUUCGCAGAAGAUGUUUUCAUUGACCGACGAGAGCCAGCACUUCGGCCCUUGCUUGAUGCUUUUCGAUCCGACGCAGAAGGAUCUAAGCAGGCUCUGGAAGAGUACAUCGACGCGAACUGGAGGACGAAUCCUACGAUACUAGAUAUGGAUUACGAGUCACGCCGUUACGAGGGGCUCGAGCCUGGUGCUACCAUCGCGAAACUCGCACAAUCGAUUGUUUUGGAUCCCGCACAACUCAUGCGAAGUCUUUACAAUCCUGCAAAGGGCCAGGAAACGGACGGACAAGUCUUGAAAACCCUGAGUAGCUUGUUCGAGAUUAUGUCCACUGCUACCAUGACACUCAUAAAGCGUGUGGAGAUUGAGGCAAUUGCUGGCGAAAUGGCUGAUAUACUGGAGCGAAUUCGGUACGACAAACUGACACAUCGCUCUCAAAAGCCCCUCAAGGUCGGAGCCAUCGAUGCAACUCAGUUCCCGCGACACUAUGACAGAAUUCACAUGAGCAAUGUUCCGUAA